CACGCUCACUACCCCUGGGUGGGAUCAGAGGGAGGACGGAAGGCUGGGCAGCCUGUCACUCCCCUCUGGCCCUGGUAGGUGCCAGCAGCCGGCUUGGUGCUCCUCUCAGCUGCCUGCAAUGGCUUCAGGACUGCCCAGCACUGCCGGCCUGGCGCGCUUCUGCCAGAAGCUGAAACGGCUGAAGCCGCUGGAGGAGGCCACCAUGGAGACAUCGCUGCAGCGCUGCCUGUCUGCACUGGACCUAACCCUGCUGGGAGUGGGGGCCAUGGUGGGCUCAGGCCUCUAUGUGCUCACCGGCACCGUGGCCAAGGAAAUAACCGGCCCGGCCGUGAUUGUGUCCUUCACUGUGGCCGCCGUGGCCUCCCUGCUGGCGGCCCUGUGUUACGCGGAGUUUGGGGCACGCGUGCCCCGCACAGGCUCUGCCUACCUGUUCACCUACGUGUCCAUGGGCGAGCUGUGGGCCUUCCUCAUCGGCUGGAACCUGGUGCUCGAGUACGUCAUAGCUGGUGCUGCUGUGGCCCGCGCCUGGAGCGGCUACCUGGACGCCAUGUUCGACCACCACAUCCGCAACUUCACCGAGGCCCAUGUGGGCAUCUGGCAGGUGCCCCUCCUGGCCAGAUAUCCUGACUUCCUGGCUGCCGGCAUCCUACUUUUGGCCUCCACCUUCGUCUCCUGCGGAGCCCGUGUCUCCUCCUGGCUCAACCACACCUUAUCUGCCAUCAGCAUGGUCGUCAUCCUCUUCAUCAUCAUCCUGGGGUUCGUCCUCGCCCGCUCACACAACUGGGGCAAGGAGGAGGGUGGCUUUGCGCCCUUCGGCUUCUCCGGUAUCAUGUCUGGCACCGCGACCUGCUUCUACGCCUUCGUGGGCUUUGACGUCAUUGCCGCCUCUAGUGAGGAGGCCCGGAACCCGAAGCGAGCUGUGCCCCUGGCCAUUGCCAUCUCGCUUGGCCUCGCGGCCAGCGCCUACAUCCUGGUCUCCACUGUGCUCACCCUCAUGGUGCCCUGGCACAGCCUGGACCCUAAUUCAGCACUCGCUGAUGCCUUCUACCAGCGGGGCUACAGCUGGGCUGGCUACCUCGUGGCGACUGGCUCCAUCUGCGCCAUGACCACUGUCCUGCUCAACGGUCUCUUCUGCCUUCCCCGCAUCAUCUACGCCAUGGCCGCCGAUGGGCUCUUCUUCCAGGCAUUUGCCUACGUGCACCCCCGGACACAGGUGCCUCUGGUAGGCAUCCUGGUGUUCGGGGUUCUCACGGCUUUGGUGGCGCUGCUGCUGGACCUCGAGGCAUUGGUCCAGUUCCUGUCCAUCGGCACACUGCUGGCCUACAGCUUCGUGGCCAUCAGCAUUAUCGUGCUGCGAUUCCAGAAGGUCCCUCUGUCCAGUUCCCCAAGCCCAGCCAGCCCCCGCCCUGCGGCCAAGGAGUACAACUCCUUCUCAGACCACAUAGAGCUGGUGGGCACCGAGCAGGUUCCAGCCCCCGAGCCUGGGCAGCUGCGGCCAGCCCUGAGGCCCUACUUGGGCUUCCUGGAUAGGUGCAGCCCUGGAGUGGCCGUGGCUUCAGCGAUCUGCGUCCUGGUGGCCUCAGCCAUCACCCUGGGCUGCGUGCUGAUCUUCGGGGACUCAGCCCUGCACCUCCCUCGCUGGGGCUACAUCCUGCUGCUUCUGCUCUGCGGCAUCAUGUUUCUGCUCAGUCUCCUUGUCCUGGGGGCCCACCAGCAGCAACGCCAGCAAGACACCUUCCAGAUCCCCAUGGUGCCCCUGAUUCCAGCCCUGAGCAUUCUCCUCAACAUCUGCCUCAUGCUGAAGCUGAGCUACCUGACCUGGGUGCGCUUCUCCAUCUGGCUGCUGAUCGGACUCUUGGUAUAUUUCGGCUACGGCAUCUGGCACAGCAAGGAGAACCAGCGGGAGCUGCCGGGGGUGACCAUCACACGCUAUGUGGUUUUCCCUAGCGGCAGCCUGGAGGAGACAGUGCAGGUCGUGCAGCCCCCCAGCCAGACGCCAGCCCAGGAGCCCAGCAGUCCAUGAGAGCUGCCUGCCCUCCAUCCAAGGCAGCUCCGGUUUGCGGGCCUGCCCAUGCUAGGGGGUCCUUUGGACUGUAGUUCAGGGGCCGAGCUUCGAGUCUUUGGAGCCGGUGUGGCCAGCGCUGGUGUGGUGGACUCUUUGCGCAGUGCCUUCCAGUUUAUGACCAACUCCAGGAACCUGGGCAGGUGGGGUAGGACGGGUGGGGAAGAAGCCCCAGCCUCAGGGAUCCAUGAUAAUAACUGCUUAGCCAGCCAUGUGGCCUGUGUUGUGUCCAUUGUUCUUUGUGGCACUGAGUCCUCACCUGUCCCCAGGAACCACGUGAUUGUCCCCAGUGCAAAGCAAAGGUGCAGAAGUUCUGCAAGGGGGAGAUGCCAGCCCUGGGACAGCCCUGAGUCGAGGACACUCAGGCCAGUGCCCUCUGCCCUGCUCAGAAGACGCUAUACAUACACCCAUAUGCACCAGGUACAGAGGGGCAGUGUCAGGUUCCCCUCCUCUGGAGGAUGGGUACAGACAGAAGUGCCCGGGCCCCAAGGAGGCCACCUAGAAAGGGCAGCAGAGUUCGGGGUCCCCGUGGUUUCUCCAGAGCAUGGCAUGUGCCUGAGGCCUGCCUGGGGAGGCAGAGGCACACCCACACAGGCACACACACAGCUUCAAGCACAUAUCCACAUGCCUGCGUGGCUACGCUGGGGUGCGCACUGUGUGCAGACUGAGGCAGCAGCUGUUUCCAAGCUCAGACCCUGGUGCUGCUCUCCAGCUGCCCCAGGGGAUGGGUGCGCAAGAGCCUGAACCUGCCCCAAGUGCCUUCCAGCCCCCCUGGUCCUUGGGGUGGGGUCCCCAG
Molecule: messenger RNA, 2858 nt
Organism: Balaenoptera musculus (blue whale)
Lineage: Eukaryota; Metazoa; Chordata; Mammalia; Artiodactyla; Balaenopteridae
Gene: SLC7A4
Product: solute carrier family 7 member 4
Exons: 4
Coding region: 119-2023 (634 amino acids)
Biological process (GO): amino acid transport; transmembrane transport
Cellular component (GO): plasma membrane
Molecular function (GO): amino acid transmembrane transporter activity
Source: RefSeq, a predicted model, not a curated record